Messenger RNA from Astyanax mexicanus (Mexican tetra), 1245 nucleotides. It is a transcript of the gene myoz3a, whose product is annotated as myozenin 3a. Gene Ontology annotation, molecular function: FATZ binding; telethonin binding; actin binding. The record is from RefSeq and is a predicted model, not a curated record. Bases 124 to 891 code for a protein of 255 amino acids. The transcript is spliced from 6 exons. NCBI's taxonomy places the organism in Eukaryota, Metazoa, Chordata, Actinopteri, Characiformes, Acestrorhamphidae. Gene Ontology annotation, cellular component: actin cytoskeleton; Z disc.
CAGGGGUCCAGGGCCAGUCUAUACAAGCACUUUCCAUCUCCAUCCAGUCCAAGAUCCAGCAGGACCUUCAGCACCAUCACAGCUUCCCCUUCAGCACACACACUCACACACAGAGGGGAGAAGAUGCAGAAUUCACACAAUAGCCUCGCCAAACAGCGGCAGCAGCAGGCACUGGCCCUCAGCAGAGAAGUCAGAGGAGAGGGCCUGAACCUGGGGAAGAAGGUCAGCGUGCCCAGAGAUGUGAUGAUGGAGGAGCUGAACCUGACGUCAAACAGAGGCUCCAGAAUGUUCCAGGAGAGGCAGAAGAGAGUGGAGAAGUACACAGUGGAAAGCUGUGCUGACGCGUCUACUAUCAUAUACGACAAUCAUUUUCAGAGCCAGCUCCAGAACCAGGAUCAGACAGCCGAACACCUACAUGGAGGGAAGGAGAACCUGGUGUACCCCGUACCUGGUAAACACAGUCUGGUUACCACUCUGAAGAAAACUGUGGCCAAGAAAGGCAGCCCCAGCGUCCUUGCUCCAGGUUACUCUGGUCCUCUGAAGGAAAUUCCACGUGAGAAGUUCAACACCACAGUAAUUCCCAAAUCCUACUGCUCACCCUGGAGACAGGCACUGGGAGACAACGAGGAGCUCCUGUCCUCCUUAAACACAGAGCUACCUCCACCAGAGAAACUGCAGCCUGCUAACUACAGAUGCUUCAACAGAGUUGCCAUGCCUUUUGGGGGUCCCAUGCACAGCACCAAGAGAGUGAUCCCAAUCAUCAACUUUGAGGCUCUGGAAUCCCAAAACCUGCCUGGCCUGGCGCUGAACAGGAUGUCCAAAAGACGCGACUUCAACAGAGCACCUCGAGGAUGGGGCACCGACUUUGCACCUGAAUCAAACGAACUCUGAACCCACCUGCCUGCUGUUUACCUGUGGCUGAGAGCCUGUAGCACCUGCCUGUUGAUGUGUCUGUCCCAAGAUCUUGAACAAAACCCCUGGAAAUGCUGCUGUAGUUGGCAGAGCAGAGGAGGCCAGUGUUCUCCACCAGGGUGUUCUCCCAAACAUACUGGAUACUUAGCAUCAGUGCUAGCCAGCAAUGUACACAGAGCAGAGAAGAUUCUAGUGUGAAACAGAUUUAUGCUGGUGGUUUAAGUAGCUUUUAAAAACUAGAGGUGUAAAACCGGUCUCCACAGUGUGGCUGCUGGUUUUCAUUCCAGAAAUGUAGAAGCUCAUCUGAACAAUUGAUUAAACAAGUAAAAUCAG